CUAUUCUCAAGUUCUUCCGCUGCUUGAGCUGUUUGUCCUGGGCUUGGUUUUCCUGUGACCUCCCUGCCCCAGGUAGAAACUGAAGACCAGCUACUAUAGACAAGUACCUCCCCACCUUAGGGCUGUUCUACCCCGAUUGACUCCCCUUUCACCUUCUGCCUGUCUGGGAAAUUAUGAGCAAAGACAGAACGGUAGACAAUUGACAUCCAGAAGCCACAAGGUCUUGUAAAGAUCAGGUCUACACACCACGGACGACACAACGAUGGCUUUAUCUCUGGAAGAAUUUGUCUACUCCCUUGACCUAAGGACCCUCCCCAGGGUCCUAGAAAUCCAGUCAGGCAUCUACUUUGAAGGGUCUGUUUAUGAGAUGUUUGGCAACGAAUGCUGCUUGUCCACAGGAGAAGUGAUUAAAAUCACAGGUCUCAAAAUUAAGAAGAUGAUGGCUGAAAUUUGUGAGGGCGCUAUUGGAGGUUCUGAGUCUCUGAAGCCUUUUGAGCUGCCCAUGAAUUUUCCAGGUCUCUUUAAGGUCAUGGCUGAUAAAACUCCGUACCUGUCAAUCGAGGAAAUCACCAGAACUGUUAAUAUUGGACCCGGCCGACUAGGUCAGCCUUGCUUUUAUCACUUGAAGGAUCUAAAGCUACAGAAUCUCAUUAUUAAGCAGGGUGAGCCAAUCCGGUUCAACUCAGUUGAAGAGAUUAAUGGAGAAAUGCUGAUGAAUUGUGGUGUGGUAAGGAAUCAUCAGAGCCACUCAUUUAUGUUGCCAUUGUCACAAGAAGGAGAAUUUUAUGAGUGUGAGGAUGAACAUAUCUAUACCCUAAAAGAAAUUGUUGAAUGGAAGAUUCCCAAGAACAGAACACGGACAGUGAAACUUACAGAUUUCUCCAAUAAGUGGGACUCAAGCAACCCAUUCCCAGAAGACUUUUAUGGUACACUGAUUCUCAAACCUGUUUAUGAAAUCCAAGGUGUGCUGAAAUUUCAAAAGGACAUAGUCCGGAUUCUCCCAAGUUUAGAUGUUGAAGUCAAAGAUAUUACUGACUCUUAUGAUGCUAACUGGUUUCUUCAGUUGCUGUCUACAGACGAUCUUUUUGAAAUGACCAGCAAAGAGUUUCCUGUAGUCGCUGAAGUCAUCGAAAUAUCUCAAGGGAACCAACUGCCCCAAAGUAUUUUGCAGCGAGAGAAAACCAUUGUCAUCCACAAAAAGUACCAGGCUUCGAGGAUCUUAGCUUCAGAAAUUCGCAGCAAUUUUCCAAAAAGACACUUCUUGAUCCCUAUUAGCUACAAAGGCAAGUUCAAAAGAAGACCACGGGAGUUCCCAACGGCCUAUGACCUGCAGAUAGCUAAGAGCAAGAAAGAAACUCUCCACGUGGUGGCCACCAAAGCUUUCCAUACACUUCACAAGGAGCUGUCCCCUGUGUCUGUUGGAGACCAGUUUCUAGUGCGUCAUUCAGAGACCACAGAAGUUGUCUUUGAGGGAACAAGAAAAGUAAACAUUCUGACCUGUGAAAAACUCCUCAGUAAGACCCAUGAAGAAGCCCGGCUUCCUCUGUAUAUGGAAGGAGGUUUUGUAGAGGUGAUUCAUGAUAAGAAACAGUAUCAGAUUUCUGAGCUCUGUGCACAGUUUUGCUGGCCCUUCAAUGUGAAGGUGGCUGUGAGAGAUCUCUCCAUUAAAGAUGACAUUUUGGCAGCUACCCCAGGACUGCAGUUAGAGGAGGACAUCACAGAUUCUUACCUACUUAUCAGCGACUUUGCAAAUCCUGGGGAGUGUUGGGAAAUUCCCAUGAGCCGCUUGAAUAUGACUGUUCGACUAGUUAAUAGUAGCCAUUUGCCUGCGGAUGCAGGGCUACUUCAAGUUAGGAGUUUUGUAGAAGAGAUCACAGAAGAACAGUAUUACAUGAUGAGGAGGUAUGAAAGUUCUCUAUCACAUCCUCCACCUCGCCCUCCCAAACAUCCCUCGGCUGAGGAAAUGAAGCUAACCUUGCUCAGCUUAGCAGAAGACACAACGGUCAAUCUGCCCAAGUCUCUCAAGGAUAGGACACCUUGUUGUUGCUGAAAACUACAGUGAAGAAACAAGAAGGAUCUCUGUGGUGGUUUGAAUGUACUUGGCCCAGGGAGGUGGACUCUUAGGAGAUAUAGCCUUGUUGAAGUUAGUGUGGCCUUGCUAAAGAAAGUGUGCCACUUUGGAGAUGGGCAAUGAGACCCCCAUUCUAGCUGCCUGGAAGCCAGUCUUCUCUUAGCCACCUUCAUAUGAAGAUGUGGAACCCUCAGCUCCUUCUGCACCAUACCAUGUUCCUUCUUUGAUAAUAAUGAACUGAACCUCUGAACCUGUAAACCUACCCCCAAUGAAAUGUUAUCCUUAU
Messenger RNA from Mus pahari (shrew mouse), 2357 nucleotides. RefSeq names its product thymocyte selection associated (gene Themis). The record is from RefSeq and is a predicted model, not a curated record. Gene Ontology annotation, biological process: T cell receptor signaling pathway. NCBI's taxonomy places the organism in Eukaryota, Metazoa, Chordata, Mammalia, Rodentia, Muridae. The transcript is spliced from 5 exons. The coding region runs from base 263 to 2050 and encodes 595 amino acids.